Symsagittifera roscoffensis is the source of this 1658-nucleotide messenger RNA. Its product is annotated as rRNA N6-adenosine-methyltransferase ZCCHC4-like. NCBI's taxonomy places the organism in Eukaryota, Metazoa, Xenacoelomorpha, Acoela, Convolutidae. Gene Ontology annotation, cellular component: nucleolus; cytoplasm. Gene Ontology annotation, molecular function: nucleic acid binding; rRNA (adenine-N6-)-methyltransferase activity. The record is from RefSeq and is a predicted model, not a curated record. The coding region runs from base 12 to 1610 and encodes 532 amino acids. The transcript has a single exon. Gene Ontology annotation, biological process: rRNA methylation.
UUCAGGUUAUCAUGAAACUGAAGCGGAAACUCGAAUUUGGAGACUUGUCGGUUGGAGGUUCAGUCAGCAUAAUAAAACCACCUGAAGACAUCGUAGUUCCAAUGUGUGCUCAUGGACCAAUGGUUCUGUUUCGUCGCUCAUUCGGCGUGAAGGCCGAAGAUCAAAAGAAAACGGAAGAAGCUAAAAACGAUACACUGAAAGCUCAUGCCGAGGUUCAGAAAGAAAGAGUGAACAGAAACGAAAUUAUAAUCGAAAGUAAGACGAAGAAAACUGACGAAGAGACACUGACUGCGAAAAAGAAACCGAAGAAUGAAAACAUGUAUCAAACAGAAAAUGAACAUACAAAGGAGUUCUUUUCCUGUUCGGCCUAUCGAGAUCGCAAGUCAUGUCCGUGUUUUUACUCCCUAGACGAUAAGAAACUGAAGAAUUCGGAAAUUAUGAAAGUAAAAGCAGAAAUAGCCAAGUCGCAAAACCAGAUCUAUGAUCAUAAAGCUAUGUACAAGAAUUUCAAAGAGCUGGCUCUUAUCGAUGCAGCUAAUCGGAAGUUUUGCGCAGAUUGUAAUUUGUUCAUAAAAAGAGUAGGAACCUCCUGUGGUACAAAGGAUGUGUUAGACUUUGAUCAUGAGAAGUGCUCGGAAGGCGGAAAACUGGUAGUCGGAAUCCCUGAAAAUAUGAUUGCAAAUCCGUUGAAAUUGUUUACAACUUUGAGCAACAAAACAGCAGAGGCGCAGUUUUACUUCAGCACCAAGUGUCUCAAUUUCGUUUCGAGUAUCGCUGAAAAAUACAGGAGUGUAUUAGGAAUUGGAGCACCGUCCGUAACAUUUAAACUGAUAGAAACUGUAUCGCAAUUGAACUAUUCUGGAAAACUGAAAAAUGUAUUUUGUUUGAACAUCGACUGGAAAUUGUGUCAGAUAUUUCCCCCGAAAAAUUUCGCUCAAUUCAAUUUAUGCAAUCAGCAUUUUUUCACAGAACUUGGAGAGAAAGCGUUUGAGAAAUUCGUAAAGUCGGCCUCUUUCAUUGAUGAAAGUUCUGAAAACGUUGAAAAGACAUUAGUUAUAUGUGAUCCGCCAUACGGGGUGAAGUUAGAAUUGUUUAGCCGAUUGGUUAACUUUCUGAAUUCGAAAUUAGCUUGCGAUAUUAUCAUUGGCAUGCCUUAUUUCAUGCAAUCGGGUUUCGAGAAAACGGAGGCUUUGAAGUCGUUUGCUAUGAGCGACUAUCGCGUUGAAUAUGAAGGACAUCGAAUUUAUUCGGGAGGGAAAAAACGAGGCUCACCUGCUCGUUUUUUUACCAAUAUUCUUCUGAAAAAACUGGUCCUUCCGUCCGAUGAAAGUUACAGGUUGUGUGCAAAAUGCGUUAAGUACGUGCACAAGGAUAAUAAGCAUUGCAAGAUCUGUAAAGAUUGCACCACAAAAGAUGGUCCAACUUAUGUGCACUGCAAGAAAUGCAAAACGUGCGUGAAGCCUACAUUCUGGCACUGUGAAAAAUGCGCAAAUUGUCACUUGGAGGAUUCGAAAUGCAGAAUCAUCGACGAGAACAAAAGCAAACGGAAAAAAGAGCACAAAAUUAAAAAGCCGAAGGCCAAAAAGGCCAAGCUAUUAAAAAGUCAAUGACUGACUUGUUGAUUGUCUGUAUCGGUCAAUUAAAAUUUCAGCCAACCA